GAUCUACUCGCGGCCGCUGAAGGCCGACAAGUUCCUGGACGACACAAUGGAGAAGCUGGUCAUGGGCAAAACUGCUGUGGUCAAAGCGGCUGCCUACAGCCUUCCCUUCAAGAACCUGCUGGAGGGCUUCAUCAAGACCAUGGAGGACCGUUCCACAAACGCUGUGCGGAAUUUCAGCCUGGCGAAGCAACGAUUCGAAUCCUCCUACGAGCCCAUGCUUCGUCUGACGCUGUUCCUGGAAGCCUUCAUCAUGGCGGCGCAGCAGAUCAUCAGGAACAACAGCUCCGAGGAGACCGCUGUGUGCAACAGCUUCCUGCAGCUGCUGACCGAGGAGAGGCUCCUCACCCUUGCGAUGCUCGGAGAUGCCUCGGCAUGCAUUCUCAGACUGACCCGCUUCUUGGAUAGUGAAGAGCACGACAUCAGCGGCGUCGCCGACCAGUGCCUCGAAUGUGCCAACUCGUUGCACCAUUUGUUUGCUGAUCAGGCGUGUGAUGACAACGGACUGACUCGACACAUGCUGGCCCGUCUCGAGCGGCCUCUUGUCUGGCUUUUCAAGGACGGCACGGCAGGUAGUGUGGGUGGCAAUCCGGCAAAAACCAGAGAUGCACUCGCAAAAUGCCGUCCAAGAUUUCUUGCAUACACAAAGUUGGCAUUGCAAACUCUCAUGGCAGAGUUUCCUUCUUUCGGCUGCCUCAUGGCUUUUCGAGCCUUCCAGCUUGGUGUUGGUGGCUGCAACAGCCGCAAGCGCAAGAAUCCAACGGGUCCCGGAGCCCAGACACGUCAGGAGUGUGUGGAGAGGCUUGCUUUACUAUGCGACUUGCCCAAGGACACAUUGCUGGAACAGCUCGAGGCCCGAAGCAAAUCGGACCAUCGACCAGCUGCCCAGGCAGUCUACAACUCGACUGACGUCGACACCUUUGAUGCCUGGAAGCGGGCAUGGUUGUCAUAUGAGAAUGCGAGUGGUGGCCGCAAGAGACACCCAGGAGAUGUACUGGGCGAAGCACUGCAGAGGUUUGGUGCCUAUAACGGAUGCACUUCAUCUGGCGUCGAACAGUCGUUUGGCAAGCAGACGCAGCUUUUUGGAAAGCAGCGACUGCGAAUGCUCGAAUCCACCGCCAAUGAUGAGAACGCCCUUUGCUUGGAUGCAUUGGUGGAUGAUGCGAAGCUGUGCCAUCGUGCCCGUGUGAUUUGGACUCACUUGCAGUAUGGCAAACCGCGCAAAAUGAAGUCGGACUCGCGGAUCACCAAGGGCAUGACUCGGAAGAAGACCAAGAAAGACUUGUCCAUCAAGGCAUGGCGCGAUGCCUCCCAGAAAAAAGUUCUGAAGGAAGUGCGCAGCAAGGGGCCGUUGAAGAGCGUGAAGCAGCUUCAUGGAAAGAUUCGAUUUGCCAGAGGCAGUUCGGCCUGGACGAGUGGUCAUGAAACCGAAGCCGCAUUCCAAGAGCGCAAACUGGACAAGAAGUUUCUAGAUGCCGCAUUGGACAAGAAGCUCCUGCAGGACGAGCAGACCAAAGUGGCUGGAACAGCCUUGCAGGUACAUGCCAAAGCACGCGAGGCCAAGCGGCGCGAGCAGGAAAAAGAGGCCCGCAAGAGGCAGGACUUGGAUAUGCGCAGACCACGGAUCCUGAGUCUUGGAGCCGCUGUCCGGGGCAAGGUCGUUGCGGUGGAGAAAGAGCUGUCGCUGCCUGCAAAUGCGCUGGUUGGCUGCCAGGAGGUGGAACAGCAGUGCAAGCAAGCCCAGGUGUGCAUUGUGGAGAAUGUGGCAAGCCCGUCCUCUCGUAUGCGAUGGGUGCUUGCUCUGUUCGGGGGGUUGUGUCUCUCCAAGAAGUUUGCGGCGUCGGCUGGCAAGCAUGGGCCUUUCUUGAAGUACGAGGCAGCCAGCGCGAAGAAGCGGGCGAUUUGGAUCAGUGAGUCCUUCCAGGCAAGCAUCCCUGGCAUCACCGAUCUUAUCACUGCUGCAUGCCGCAAGCCCGGAAGCCAAUGGACGCUGUUGCAAAGGGAAUCUGAAGUGACCACCACGCGUGGCAGCGUGAUUGUGCUCAUUGAGGCAGCUGACACAGCCAGAAAGCGCUUGUACAGAGGGCAGAAGAAAGCCGUGACAGCCAAAGAGUUUCUGAAAAUGAUUUCCGUGGUCGACAAAGUUGCCAGCCGCCUUUGCUGA
Molecule: messenger RNA, 2161 nt
Organism: Symbiodinium sp. CCMP2592
Lineage: Eukaryota; Dinophyceae; Suessiales; Symbiodiniaceae
Source: the annotation of a GenBank genome assembly